AUGCCGGACCGGUUGAUGUUGUUACUCUGCUGCUCCACUGUGGGAGUUUAGCUCUAUUUGAUUUACUUAAUUUAUUAACAUAGCACCUCUUUUCAUGGCUGUCAUGUUUCCCAUCGGUGCAGUGGACGUCACACAGCUCGGCUAAUCACGAAGGUGUUUUGGAGGCUUAAUGCUGUCCCUUCCUGCCCUGCCCUGUGCCAAGUGUCAGCAUGGAUGAAGAAACCCUUGAGGCGGCCAUCAGUACCUAUGGUGCCCAGUUGCAGCAGGUGGAGACAGCCCUGUCAGCUGGCCUGGACCCUUCCCAGCAGUCAGACCUGCUCCAACUGAAAGAGGACCUUUGUCAGCUGAUAGAGCUCACAGAGUCCAGCCUGGUGUCUGUCAAAAAGAGUAAUCUCUUGGCCAGCCUCGAGGACAGUCUAGGACUACAGGCGAGCACCUCAGAGGCAGCAGCUGCUGACACAAACGGUGAAAACGGCAGUCUGGACGGUGAGUUUGCUGCUUUCUACUCGACACUCGGGGAUUCGUCAGGUAGUAGCUCUGACACAAGAGAGAGGGACAAUGGGGAGGAAGGUGGGGAAGAGUAUGGUGGCGAUGAAGAGGAAGAGGAGGAAGAAGAAGAAGAAGAUGCACUCAGUGGUACCAAAGUAAGAGCACCCUACCGGACAACAUGGGGGACACUGGAGUAUCACAAUGCCAUGGUGGUGGGAGCAGAACCGUCAGACGGAGAAGAGGCACAAGUAAGAGUGUUCUACGUCUACCCCACCCAGAAGUCUAUGAAACCCUGUCCAUUCUACCUGGAGGAUAAAUGUCGCUUCCUGGAUAGUUGCAGGUUUUCUCACGGUGAAGUGGUGUAUGUGUCGGAACUCAGAGAGUUCCUCGAGUUUGACCUCAGUAAUCUUGAAGAAGGCUCGUCCUGCUUGGCUCGACACGAGGACGGCAUCUGGUACCCGGCCAAAAUCAAAGAAAUUGAUGGCGGUUUCUACACGGUGAAGUUUGACUCAGUGCUGCUGAGAGAUGUUGUGGUCGAGGCCGACAGCAUUAUCCCGCCUUUGAGAGAAGACGACCCGCUCUCCUCUGACUCCGACCUGGACGACGCUGGAUAUGGAGAUGAUGUGGCUUUCGCAAAAGUUAUGGACUCAGAAAUGAUAAGCAGCGCAAAUUUUGGUGGCUGGGAGGCACAUACCAGAGGCAUCGGAUCCAAGCUAAUGCUGAAAAUGGGCUACGAAUAUGGGAAAGGCUUAGGAAAGACACAGGAGGGUCGAGUAGAGCCAGUCAUGGCCGUGGUCCUACCCAAAGGUAAGUCUCUGGACCAGUGUGCCGAGCUCACCCCGAGACGCACCCGGAGCAAGGGCGCCAAAGACGGCGCACAAACAGGCCGCCCGAAGAGACGCAGAAAGCCCCGGAUCGCCACCGGAGGGCGCAAAAACGUUUUUGACUUUCUCAACCACAAGCUGGGAGGCAAGAGCACCGAUCCUGCCGUGGGGGGUGCUGCUGCUGCUGCGCCAUCAGCAGCGACAGGGGUGGAGGCUUACAGGGGAGGGAAAAGCACCAAGAGGACUCUGAAUGUGAAGGUGUUCCAGGCUGCUGAGAGGGUGUCCCAGACUGAGAGGGAGAUCCAGAAACUGACUGAGUCACUGAGCAGACAGACGGGCAGGGACGCCGCCAUAGUGAAGCAGCUGGAAGAGAAGCUGUCAGCGGCCCGCCGGCUGCUGGCCCAACAGAAAGCCCAGGAGCUGUCCAUCCAGCGAGAACACAGGAAGGCUGACACACACAAGAAGAUGACUGAGUUUUAAGAUCAGUUCCCUCCAAGACUCGAAGGAUAAAGGGAAGCACUGCCUGCCUGGAAUGAACUUUUGUCCCUUGCCUGUUGUCAGUUAUUUGCUACACUGUUUUUUUUUUUUUUAAAGACAUUUUUUAGCAUUAUCUCUCACUGGCAUCAUGGAUUUGAGCUGGCGGUGAUGCCCGUUUUAUGCAGAAUGCAGCAUUUGCUGAAGAUCAAUUCUGUUUCUCAUUUUAUUUUCGAGGACCUAGCUGUUUAUUUUGUGUGAACAGUUGUUUGGUUUCAAAUUGUACCGUUCACAAUAACUAAAUUUGAUUUGUGAUGA
Messenger RNA from Sebastes umbrosus (honeycomb rockfish), 2105 nucleotides. RefSeq names its product zinc finger, CCCH-type with G patch domain (gene zgpat). Lineage: Eukaryota; Metazoa; Chordata; Actinopteri; Perciformes; Sebastidae. The record is from RefSeq and is a predicted model, not a curated record. Gene Ontology annotation, biological process: regulation of transcription by RNA polymerase II; negative regulation of DNA-templated transcription. Gene Ontology annotation, cellular component: nucleus. The transcript has 7 exons. Gene Ontology annotation, molecular function: DNA-binding transcription factor activity, RNA polymerase II-specific; RNA polymerase II cis-regulatory region sequence-specific DNA binding; metal ion binding. The coding region runs from base 210 to 1793 and encodes 527 amino acids.